AAUGUAAAAAGUUUCACUUCAGUUACUGUCUGGAAAAAAGCUAUUUUAUUUAUUUUAUUUUUUAUUUUUUUUAAAUAAGCUAACCUAGGCAAGCUACUUUAGUUCUUAAAGUGUGGUGCCAUUGUUAAUAAUGACAACUUAACGUACAUUACUCUACGUACCUCGCUUCGAGAUGCAGUCUUCUCAAACUGAAUCGGAAUAUAGCAAACACCAUAAUAUGAACGGGUUUACUCAAGAGGUGACUCCCUUCCUUGGCAUUAAAAGUCCCGAAAUAACACUAUACUUUUCGAGAAAGGUGAAAACAAACCAUCUUUUGAGGAUUUACGCGAAUAUGAGGACCGCGCAGAGAUCGACGGUUAAUCUGAGGGCAUUAAAAGGCGGCAAAGCAAAGCGCGCCAAACGCGUCGCUCGCGCAGGUGAGCGUGGAGUGCAGCCAAACAAAACCAGUGGUGUAAAGUAUUUGAGUAACCUAAAUUCCAGAUCCCGAACAAAACAAGAUGCAUUGCGUACAAUCAAGAGAAUAGUGGAGGAGAACAGGGUCAUCAGAGAGCGGUUACUCACCUUGAGCAGAAGCAAAUGA
Molecule: messenger RNA, 580 nt
Organism: Cyprinus carpio (common carp)
Lineage: Eukaryota; Metazoa; Chordata; Actinopteri; Cypriniformes; Cyprinidae
Exons: 2
Coding region: 173-580 (135 amino acids)
Source: RefSeq, a predicted model, not a curated record